GGGCGCUGCGGCCCGGCCCCGCGGGAGCGGCCGGCGGGGGAGGCGGGGCGGGAGCGUCCGGCGGCCAUGGCGGACACCGAGAAGCUCAACCUCGACUCCAUCAUCAGCCGCCUCCUGGAGGUCCAAGGAUCGCGGCCGGGGAAGAACGUGCAGCUGACGGAGAACGAGAUCCGGGGGCUUUGCCUCAAGUCGCGAGAGAUCUUCCUCAGCCAGCCCAUCCUUCUGGAGCUGGAGGCACCCCUCAAGAUCUGCGGUGACAUCCACGGGCAGUACUACGACCUGCUGCGGCUCUUUGAGUACGGGGGCUUCCCUCCGGAGAGCAACUACCUGUUCCUGGGUGACUAUGUGGACCGGGGCAAGCAGUCGCUGGAGACUAUCUGCCUGCUGCUCGCUUACAAGAUCAAGUACCCCGAGAACUUCUUCCUGCUGCGCGGCAACCACGAGUGUGCCAGCAUCAACCGCAUCUAUGGCUUUUAUGAUGAGUGCAAACGGCGAUACAACAUCAAGCUUUGGAAGACAUUCACCGACUGCUUCAACUGUUUGCCCAUCGCCGCUAUCGUGGAUGAGAAGAUCUUCUGCUGCCACGGAGGGUUGUCUCCUGACCUGCAGUCGAUGGAGCAGAUUCGGCGGAUCAUGCGCCCCACGGACGUGCCGGAUCAAGGCCUGCUCUGCGACCUCCUCUGGUCUGACCCCGACAAGGAUGUGCAGGGCUGGGGUGAGAACGACCGUGGUGUCUCCUUCACCUUUGGGGCGGAGGUUGUGGCGAAGUUCCUGCACAAGCACGACCUGGACCUCAUCUGCCGGGCGCACCAGGUGGUGGAGGACGGCUACGAGUUCUUCGCCAAGCGCCAGCUCGUCACCCUCUUCUCGGCGCCCAACUACUGCGGGGAGUUUGACAACGCGGGCGCCAUGAUGAGCGUGGACGAAACACUGAUGUGUUCAUUUCAGAUUUUGAAGCCGGCCGACAAGAACAAGGGCAAAUACGGGCAGUUCAGCGGGCUGAACCCCGCAGGACGCCCCGUCACCCCUCCCCGCAACUCUGCCAAAGCCAAGAAAUGAGCCACGAGCCACCCCUGCCCCCCGCCCGCCCUCGGCUGGGGCCCAGCCCCCCGCCCUCAACAUCAGGUCGCUUUUCUUUCGACUUGUUUUUUAUUUGUAAGAUCCUGCCCCCCCCCCGCCACGCUCCACUGAACCAAAAUACAGCCGCCCCCCCGCCAGGGCAGGGACCGCUGGGGCGAGGCGGGGGGGAGCCCAGAGCCCAGCCCUGGGAUGGCAGUGGAGGGUGGGGGGAGCAGGAGGGGUUUUUUUUGGGGAAUAAACUUGUAAUGGGUCA
Phalacrocorax carbo (great cormorant) is the source of this 1333-nucleotide messenger RNA. The record is from RefSeq and is a predicted model, not a curated record. Lineage: Eukaryota; Metazoa; Chordata; Aves; Suliformes; Phalacrocoracidae.